This is a messenger RNA of Pestalotiopsis fici W106-1, 2319 nucleotides long. RefSeq lists its product as uncharacterized. Bases 1 to 2319 code for a protein of 772 amino acids. Lineage: Eukaryota; Fungi; Ascomycota; Sordariomycetes; Amphisphaeriales; Sporocadaceae. Gene Ontology annotation, biological process: carbohydrate metabolic process. The transcript has 2 exons. The record is from RefSeq and is a predicted model, not a curated record.
AUGGCAGCAAACAGCCCCUUCGUCUCCGGCCAGGCCAAGUGGAUCUGGGUUCCUGGCUACGACGAUAUAACGAAUAAGGGUCAGUUUGUCAACUUCCGUAGGAGCUUCGAGGUCAAGGAGAAGAUCGAUGGGGAGAUCCUACUUCACGUCUCGGCAGAUACACGGUACCGUCUCUACCUCAAUGGCCAAAGCAUCAGCUUUGGGCCGUGCAAGAGCUACCUGAGCCGAUGGAAUUAUGAGACUGUCAACAUUGCCCCCUUUUUGAGAGUUGGUGUCAACGUGUUGGCUGCCAGGGUCCUGCGCUUCUCCAUUGCCCACGAUGGCUGCCUGAGUAUGAUCAGAAGCCCGUUGCCAGGUUUGAUUGUUCACUGCCAGCUGGCUGACCUCGGACUUCACACUGACGAAAGCUGGAAGGCAAAGCUGGAUGAAGCCACGCAACUUGUACCGGACUCAAAAUGGGAUUAUCGUCUAGGCCCUCAAUUUUUGAGCCUGAAUGAAAAUGUGGAAGGCCCAUUGCUGGACCUCGAUUGGAACAAGGUGCAAUAUGACGACAGCGCCUGGCCGGCGGCGAUUCUUGGCACACCGCAGAGGAAGAUGUCUCCCAUCCUAGACCCGCGGCGACUAUUUCCGCGUGAGAUUCCAGCUCUUCCAGAAAUUUAUGCCCGUUUCUCGGGAGUGGUAAAUCUCGAUGGGCCAAUCUCAAAAGAGGCCUGGACUAAUCUCUUGCUCAACGAUGCUGCGCUCGAGAUCCCAGCCAACACCAGUACUUGGGUCGAGAUAGAAUCAAGCACGCUAACAACUGCCUUCUUCGAUCUAUUGGCCACCUUCAACGGUCAGGACGACAACUUGCCCACUCUUCAGAUUCUCUGUUCAGAAUGUUACGAACAGCCAAUGGAAGAGUCGACGUCGCGCGUCAAGGGUGACAGGACAGACUUUCAAAAGGGACAAUUGUACGGCAUGACGGACACUUACGUUCCUCAUAGAGGACAGAACCACUACUCUCCAUUCUGGUUCCGAACGUUUCGCUUCAUUCGAUUGACAAUCGAUACAAAGUCCAGCCCCUUGACGCUGAACUCCUUCAGCUACCGUUCGACGCACUAUCCGCUUGAGGUCGGCACAAAAGUCGAAACAUCCUCCCCCUUUAUUUCAAAGCUGUGGGAUAUCAGUAUCAAUACUCUACGGAAUUGCAUGCACGAAACAUAUGAAGACUGUCCGUUCUACGAGCAGAACCAAUUUGCCAUGGACACGCGAAGUCAGAUCCUCUUCACAUACCUCAUUUCCAGAGACGACAGAUUGGCGAGAAAAGCCAUGAAAGAAUUCCAUGCUUCUCGAAGAGAAGAUGGCCUCAUUGAGACGCAUUUCCCAUGUCCAGGUCGCGGCAUGAACAUUCCGACAUUCUCGCUCUUUUGGAUCCUCAUGGUAUACGACCACAUGGUAUUCUUUGGCGACGAGCAAUUAGUCAAAUCAUAUGUGGGUGCGAUUGACGGAAUUCUGAACUACUUUGAUGCCAGAAUCAAUGAUCAGGGUCUCGUGGGCCAGUUUGAUCCCGACUGCUGGGCGUUUGUGGACUGGGCCGAUGGGUGGUUCACCCCCGGUCGCGGCUUUACUGGCCUGGCCGUGCCAAAGUCGUACUACUCCAAGGGCGCUGCAACGUAUCAUAGCUUGCUGUACGCAUACACGCUGCUCAAGGCAAGCGAAUUGCAGACGUUCCUCGGCCGCAAAGAUACUGCCAAGGAAUAUCUAUCGCGACACGGGUCUCUUCUGCAGGCCGUGAAGCAGCAUUGCUUCGACCAUGAAAGCGGCUUCUUCUUGGAUGGGCCCGGAUCAAUAGAUGAGCGCAGUCAGCACGUCCAGGUGCUUGCCGUGCUGUCCGGUGCUGUGAAGGAAGUCAGUGCCGCAACCCUCAUGCGCCGCACCGUGCUCGAGCGGGAAGAGCACAGAUUGACCAAGGCAAGUCUGGCCAUGGGUUUUUACGUGUUCCGGGCUGUUAGCGAGGCUGGCGUCUAUGAGGAGUCAUGGGAGACUCUUAUGCAGCCUUGGAAGAAGAUGAUUGACGACAAGCUCACAACGUGGGCGGAAAGCGAAAGCAUGAUGCGAAGUGACUGCCAUGGAUGGAGUGCCGUUCCACUAUGGGAGAUUGGCACAGAGCUGGCAGGUGUUCGACAAGCAAGCAAGGCAUAUCAGUUGAGAGUUCAGGGGAUCGCCGAUGGAAAGACGUUCGAGAUCAAGCCUAGAAAGCAAUUGCUGGCGGAUCUUAAGGCCGACAUAAUGAUCGGACCCGACGAGACCGCCCAUGUAGAAUGGGCGACUACAUCAUAG